Molecule: messenger RNA, 1596 nt
Organism: Labrus bergylta (ballan wrasse)
Lineage: Eukaryota; Metazoa; Chordata; Actinopteri; Labriformes; Labridae
Gene: cdcp2
Product: CUB domain containing protein 2
Source: RefSeq, a predicted model, not a curated record
AUGAAUCUCUGGGUGGCUAUACUGGUUCAUUUACUCCUGCUUGUUGACAAGGCUGGUUCUAAAAAAGGUGUCAAAUGUGGAGGGAUCCUCUCUGCUCCAUCUGGGAAUAUCUCCAGUCCAAACUUUCCAGGCCUGUAUCCAUACAACAUUGACUGCUCCUGGCUAAUAGUCGUAGCAGAGGGUUCCUCUGUCCUCCUUACCUUUCACCACUUUGAACUGGAGUACCAUGCCAACUGCGCUUACGACUACAUCAAGAUCUACAAUGGCAUAUCUGAGGAUGAGGGGAACCUCCUCGGGAUAUUUUGUGGGGACAUCUCCCCGCCCCAGUUUACCUCUUCUUGGAAUGUCAUGUCGAUUAUCUUCCAUUCAGACCGCCAUGUGGCCCAGAGGGGAUUCAGUGUUGGCUAUAGAAAAGAUAUGUGUGGUGGUGUCCUGACUGGCCUUUCCGGUGUCAUCUCCAGUCCAGGGUAUCCUCGGGAGUACAGUAACAAUGCAGACUGCUCCUGGGCCAUCCACGUGUCCAAUAACAGUGUGGUCACCUUGGUCUUCUUGGACUUCCAGUUGGAAGACAAUGAAGGAUGUAAUUUUGACUUUGUCGCCUUGUUUGAUGGCCCGACAGUCACCCACCGCCACCUUGGCAAAUACUGCGGGGCAGAUAAACCCCCGAACAUCGUCACCACCUCCAACCAGCUUCUGGUGGUCUUCAAGUCGGACUUCAACAUUGGUGGACGUGGGUUCAAGGCCUACUAUUACUCUGGUGAAUGCCAGCAGUUUCUGUCAGCUGUAAGUGGCGACUUCAGCAGCCCCCAUUUUCCAAACAUCUACCCAAACAACAUCAACUGCCACUGGAGCAUCACUCUAGCAGCCGGAUACCGCAUCAAACUCUUCUUCCCCAUCAUGGACCUGGAGGACCGCAACAGUCUGUCGGACGAGUGCGACUACGACUCCAUCGCAGUUUACGACGGGGACAGUCAGACAGACACACUGCUGGGGCGCUGGUGCGGCAGAGAGAAGCCUCCCUCUCUGGUCUCAAAGAGCAACAAGUUGCUGGUGGUGCUCAGCACGGACCGAAAUGUAGCUCAUAGAGGCUUCACUGCUUCUUAUCUCGGAGUGGUUCCUGUCAAUGUUAGCUGCACUAGAUCAGAAUUCACCAUUCUGAUACCGCAGCAGUCCUUACCUCAGCUGGAGCGCGAGAGGAUCUACCUGGGGAACCCAACCUGUGCGGCCCAGCUGACAGCCACCUCUUACAAGAUACUCACCCAGUUUGUCAACUGUGGUACUGCCAGCCAGAAACAUGGGAACAUCACCAUGCUGGUAAACAAACUCUACAUCGAUUUCUCGGAUGGGAAGCGGCAGAAUGUGCAGGAAUAUAAGGUGAAGUGUGAUGCCCUGCGGAAGAUAGCAUCGGUGUCCAUCAUUUCAGCAGAGGAGCGUCGUCUGGAGGAGCAGAACCAGCAAACUGACAGUGUCGAUAAUAGUGACACAGAGGGUCCUAAAGCUGAGCCUCAUGACCUGAGCGACAUCGUCUUCAUUAGCAUCUGUGUUCUAGCUGUGAUUCUCAUGGUGAUUGCCAUAAUCUGGCUGGUGCUGCUGUAG